Molecule: messenger RNA, 1107 nt
Organism: Pleurotus ostreatus (oyster mushroom)
Lineage: Eukaryota; Fungi; Basidiomycota; Agaricomycetes; Agaricales; Pleurotaceae
Exons: 1
Coding region: 1-1107 (368 amino acids)
Source: RefSeq, a predicted model, not a curated record
AUGGGCAGAGCACUAUUUUCCAUCUCCCACCCAGUCAGCAAGCCUGAUGUUCAGGUCAGAACUGAACCAGAACCCCAGGAGCAACUCGAAAAUUGGUCGCGUAUCAACGCCUUCGACCCUGACUCGGACGAGUUCUUUGCGAAUGCAGUCUACGAGGCAGUCAUCCCUGCCGACACCUUGACUCAGCUCGCUACCCUCGACCAGCUCGAUCCACCCUCUCGCGAUCGCGAUCGUCAAAAUGCCGGCGUGGGUGUGGGAGCAGAGGCGGGCGCAGAUGGUUUAACUUGGUUUUUCGACACAGCCCGGGCUGUAUCAAUUGGCAGAGACCGGGAUGCUGUCCCUGGGACCAGGUUUAUGCCUGGACCUGAACAACAGCUCACCUUUCGCCAGCGCCAGGCUCUGGCCAGUGUCGCACGACGCACUCGCUCGGCCAGUGUCUCUGCGCUCAACUCAACCACUCUCCCACCGCUCGUUCCUCUAGACCAGUCGCUUGUGCGAGAGCAACAAUCCAAUGCACGCUUGGUCAAUUCGGCUAUGCUCAAUUGGGCCGCCUACAAUCAUGUCGCAACCCACAGGCCGCGGCUGGAGCGCCGGGAGAGUCAUGACUCGAGCCCCGAUUCAAGUGCGCCCGCGACGCCGAACCCAGAAGCUAUGAAUUCGUCUCGUAUGUGGACAGAAAACACAUCACUGGGCGCGGACACUGGUGCAUCCCCCCUUCCGCCACCCUCAGCACAACUUCCUUUUAUUCCUCCCGAUACCCGGCAAUAUGACAAUUUGCAACAGUUGCGCACCGUUCCCUCUGCCAAUGCUAUCCCAAUGACCUACGUUCCUUUACUUAACAUCGACGGACUAUCGGAGUCAAGACGGCGAUCCAGUAUCUCCGAACGUAGGCCGUCUAUAUCUGAACAACGCAAUGCUAGUCAUCCGGAACGUCGCGCCGUUGCUGUACGGCGCUCGAUGGGAAAUGGUGUCUUUGGUGUUGACUAUGCACCAGUGUCUGGUGGGCCUCUACCAAACCCGAACGCCCGCAUCUCGCACACUUGGCAAUCUGCCUCCCCUCCGGCCUAUCAUCCUAUUCCCGUUCUCCGUGUACCCGCUCGAGUCUGA